CGAGACUCUCAACAUCCGAGUCUUCCCUCAAUGGCUCUCACACUUCGCAAUCUGACUCAGAAUCCGUUCACGAUCAAGACAUUGGAGACUUUCGAGGACCCCAAUAAUGCCCAAUCAAAAUCAAAUGUGUUUCCUCCAGACUCAAGGAACGUGGCUCAGCAUGCGCUGAGUUUCCACCAUGAGAAUCUUGAUAUUCUGGUCAAACCUUUCGAAUCAUUUAUGCUGAGAGCAAAGGGUAUGGCGAGUUCUGGUAAAAGCAUCCGAUCCCCAAGCAUAGUUAUGCGCAUUACCAUCGAGAGCGAUAUGGGAGAGCGUCAUCGCAUCGAUACCAACCCUCUGUACACACAAAAAAGCUCUAAGCCAUUCACAAAUUUGAUACACAACCCGUCCAGGAGUUACACCGCACUAUACCACCCGGCGAAACCGGUUGCUCAUCUUGUAGUCCAUACUAAUCAUCUACACAACUACGCCAGGUGGAUGGAAAGCCUCCCUUCCAAUCUUCCGCUUUCAGCCCUCAGCAUUCCCGGUACACACAACUCUCAUACACACUACCGUGGUUUGCCGUCUGUCCGUUGCCAAGUCUCGUCGAUCAAGGUGCAGCUCGAAAAUGGAAUUCGAUUCCUCGAUGUGCGCGUUCAGCCGUCGCAUGCGACGGACACACAGAAGAAAGACUUAUAUCUUGUUCAUGGCGCAUUUCCCAUCAGUUUGACAGGCGUCAAAUACUUUGCGCCGAUACUGGAGACAUGCUAUGCGUUCCUUGCCGCGAACCCCAGCGAAACGAUUCUACUUUCAUUGAAAAGAGAAGGCGUGGGAAGUGCAACGGACGAACAUCUGGCAGCAAUUCUCGAAAACCACUAUAUCGCACCUAACCCAUCGAGAUGGUACACGGGCAAUAGGAUUCCAUACCUGGGCGAUGUCCGCGGGAAGAUCAUCCUCGUACGACGCUACGAUAUUCAGAAGCCCUCGACGCCCCUGUCCAUAUCAUCAAAGACCUCUUCCUCGUCAGCCUCGUUUCCUGUGGCAGCAUGUGGCCUCGACGCUACAGAAUGGCCACACAAUUCGACCCACGCGGUCCAUGGCCCCUUCUGUGUUCAAGAUUGGUGCGAAGUCCUUCACCCUUCCUCGAUACCCUCCAAAUUGCAGUACGCCAACGAGCACCUGAUCCGGUCAUCACAAACCACGGCGUUCAUUCCGGGCGUGAACACCGACGACAAGAACCCCAUCCCACCUGGUCCGCUACAUCUCAACUUUCUGAGCGGCAGCAAUUUCUGGAACAAAGGCACGUGGCCGGAGAAGAUUGCUAAAGUGGUGAAUCGCGGCAUUGAAGAAUGGAUAUGUAUGGGUCAUGCGUUGGAGGAGCCUGUUGUGGCAAUUGACGAGCCGGAUCGAGCCAGGGCUGUAGAUGUUGAGUGCGCUGGUGGAACCACAGGAGGAACCCUGAGACGGAAGGCCAAAGGGGGAGAUGGUGGGACAGGGGUUGUCAUUAUGGAUAAUGUAGGAGAGGGUGGUGAUUGGGAUUUGGUUGGGCUAAUUGUGGGAUUGAAUAUGGGGGUUUUGAUGGCAAUGCACGCCAUUGGUACUGGUCUUUGA
This is a messenger RNA of Periconia digitata, 1590 nucleotides long. The record is from the annotation of a GenBank genome assembly. Lineage: Eukaryota; Fungi; Ascomycota; Dothideomycetes; Pleosporales; Periconiaceae.